AUGAGCGAGUGGUACUACCUUGACCCUAGCGGCCAGGAGCACGGCCCCGUGGCACCCAGCAAGAUCAGGAACUGGGUGCGCAAGGGCCACUUUGUUGAGUCGGUGCAGGUCCGCUGCCGGACGCCCUGGAUGCCUGCCGGCCUUGUGGCGGCUGUCAUGGGCGAGGCGGAGGACCAGCCGCCAGCUCAGCAGGACGCCUUGCCGGCCGCCGGCCGCCGCACUAGCAGCAGCAGCAGCAGCGUGCCCGGCGCAGACCUGCUGACUAUGCCAGGUGCCAGCAUCGCGGCAGCGCUGCGCACGUCGAGCGUGCCGCCAUCACAGGCGCCCGAGCAGCCGCCCCCGCCGCCGCCCAGGAGUGUGAGCAUGAGCAGCACUGCGGCGGCGGCCGCCGCAGCAGCUGCAGCCAUGGUGGCAGGCCAGGUGGCGCCGCAGCCACCGCCACCGCCGCCUCAGCGGGACACAGUGCUGCCAGCGCAGCAGCAGCCGCAGCCGCGCUCGCCCCCGGCGCUCCCGUCGCAGCAGCAGGUGCCAGCACAGGCGCAGCCGCCCCAGCCGCUGGCGCAGCAGGUCGCGGCGGCAUCCGGGGGUAGUGCUGGUAGCACCCCUGCCGCCCAGGACCAGCAGCAGCAGCAGCAGCAGCAGCAGCCGCAGGACACCUUGGCUGCUGUGCUGUUUCAGAAUGGCUGCGAGGCCGGGAAAGAGCCGCUGUGGCGGUUCCUGGACACGACGGGCGCGAUUCAGGGCCCCUUCAGUUCACGCCAGAUGACAGAGGGUGCAGCCACGGGGCGUUUAACAGCCGAGACGCUUGUGUGCGGCGCGGACAGGUCGCUCGACGCGAUCCCGCCCGGCAAGCCCCUCUUCGAGAAGCUAGGGGACCUCCUGGCGGCCACAGCCCGCGGCGCCCGCUACCGGCCUGUGACCAUGGCGGAGCUCCGCAGCCGCAUCCCCCGCAGCGCCGGCGGCGGCUCCGGCGGCGGCGCCGCGCCCACGCCGCCGGCCCCGCAGGCGGCGGCCCCGACGGGGUUGCGGUCGGGCUCCGGCGUGUCCCGCGGCGGCGCCGGCGGCCCCGGCGGGGCGGGCGCUCGCGGGCUGGGGGAGCGGCGCGGCAGCGGGGCGCCCAGCGGCCUGCAGAGCAGCGGCGGCGGCGCCGGGGGCGGCGGGAGCGUUGUAGGUGGGGCAGGCGCGCCGGGCGCGGGCCUCGCCUCGGUGCUGGCGGCGCUGCAGCAGCAGUAUGGCGGACAGAUUCCUUCUGAGGUGGUGCAACACCUCAUGUUGCAGCAGGUCGCCGCACGCCAGCACCAGCAUCAGCAGCAGCAGCAGCAGCAGCAGCAGCAGCAGCUUGGCGGCGGGGCGCCUGCGCUCGCGGUGCACCCAGCCCUGGCAGCGGUGCAGCAGGCAGCGGCCGCGGGUCGGCCCGGCAGCGGCGAUGGUGGGCAUGGGCUCAGCGUAGCGCGCACACAGAGCAUUGGCGCGCAUCAGGCCGCGCUGGCGCAGGCGGCUGCCGCCGUGCAGGCGCAACAGCAGCAGCAAGUGCAGCCGCAGCAGCUGCUACUGCUGCACCAGCAGCUGGCUCAGGCGGGGCUGCAGUUGCCAUUGCAGCAGUUGCAACAGCUAGCGCCGCAGCAGCUGCAGCUGCUGCAGAUGCAGGUGCAACAGCAGCAGCAACAACAGCGCGUGUCUGCGGCGGCGACAGCAGCCCAGCAAUUGCAGCAACAGGUGGCUGCUGCACAGCAGCAACAGCAGCAGCAACAGCAGCAGCAACAGCAGCAGGCUGCACAGCAGCAUCAGCAGCAGCAGCAGCAGCAACAUCAGCAGCAGCAGCAGGCCGCUGCAGCGGCGCAGAUGCAGCAGCUGAUCAUGCAGCAGCACCAGCAGCGCGUCCUGGCCGCGCAGCAGCAGCAGCAGAAGCAGCAGCAGCAGGCGCAGGCGCAGGCCCAGCAGCAGCUCAGCUUGCAGCAGCAGAUCCAGGCGCUCCAGCUGCAGCAGGCGCAGGCGCAGGCGCAGGCACAGACGAGUGCCACAUCGGCCGCGCAGCAGCUGGCGAUGAUGAUGGCGUCUGGCGCCGCCAGCGCGCCCCAGCAGCACUCGGCCCUGAGCGCCACGCAGGUGCUCCCCCCGCCGUCCUCCCUGUCCCUCGCCUCCUCUCUCUCCCUCGGGGGCGGCGGCGGCGGCAGUGCCGGCAUGCAGCAGCUGCCAUCACUCACGCUGCAGCAGAUGCAGCUCGCGCAGCCCGGGCUGCCGGGCAUCUCAGCGGCGUCGGCUGCGCCCGCGACGCUGGUGCAUGGAGCUGCUGCAGCUGUAGGCGGCAGCAGUGGCACGGGGAUGUCGGGGAUGACGGCGAUGCUCCAGGCGGCUCUGGGUAACCUGCCGUCUCUGCAGGCGCAGCUGCUGGGCGCUGGCUCCGGCCUGGGUACGGGCUUGAGCGCGAGCGGCAGCCUCACGCCGACGGCCAGCGCGGCGGCCUCAGAUGCGCUCGCUGCAGCGGGCGGAAGCGGGUCUGUGGCGAGCGGUGGCGGCGGCGGCGACGGGGGCGGGGGCGGUGGUGGUGGUGAUGGCGGUGUUGGCGGCGGCGGGGCAGCAGAGGGCGGCGGUAGCACCGGCGGCGCGAGCGCGGGCGGGGGUGCGGACGGGGCGGCUAGCGCGGGAGACGGGGUUGCGGGAGAAGGCGCGGCCUGA
Molecule: messenger RNA, 2676 nt
Organism: Monoraphidium neglectum
Lineage: Eukaryota; Viridiplantae; Chlorophyta; Chlorophyceae; Sphaeropleales; Selenastraceae
Exons: 6
Coding region: 1-2676 (891 amino acids)
Molecular function (GO): protein binding
Source: RefSeq, a predicted model, not a curated record